CUCACAAACCUCGAAGAAGCCUCACCCUUGACUUCAGCGUCAAUGUCCUCUUAUCCCCAUAUGUACAACUAUUCGUCUAGGGAAAGGCGGUGACACCUCUUUCCAAUCGAAAAGUCACUGACGUCGGCAACUAACCGCCAGCCAGUCAUGCAUGUCUAUCUCCUACCCGCAGAAAUUUUACUCGACAUAUUCACUCGUAUUUCACUUCCUCAACUUACUGUUCUUGCAAGGACAUGUAGGAAAUUCAAGGAGCCUGCCCUUGAUAUUCUUUGGAAAUACAUAUAUGGGUUCAAACCACUCAUCUCAUGCCUGCCUGAAGGCGUCAAUAACGCAGGAAACUUGACGCUCCAAAGACCUCUCCUAGCUGGAGAAUGGGGGCUAAUCCAUCAAUAUGCACGACGUGUCCACUCCUUUACGGUCAACAGGUCUGAGCUAGACAAUCAUGUCAUGCAAGCGCUCAUGUCUACCCCAUCACCCACAUCCCUCUUCCCAAACCUUCGUAUAUUGUGUUGGUGUGACGACCGAGAACACUUCUUUCCACUCUUGCGCACCAUCCUUGGGUCAACUAUCACAUCAAUCUGGCUGGGCUUUCUAUCAACAUCCUCGUUUGCCCAACUUGCGUUGUUAGCUUCCCUCGGAGGUCGAUGUCCAUCCAUUCGGGAGCUCACCUUGUGUGUCAGUGAUUUUGGAGAAAGUUCGGAUGCAAUUUGUAAGGCUCUGUCUGGCUUGCGGGAGCUUUCCCGUCUUGACACAGGGAAACUGAGUCGGCGAGAGUUUCUUCGCUUGGCUUCUUUACCGGCCCUCAAGUCUCUGAGCUUCACACUGGGGAUAAACGACACCCACGAAAUGCAAUCUGACUUCACUCCAACAAUUUUACCCCAACUCGAUCAACUACAGUUCAUUGUAUUGAUGCAAUACAUUGUCGUUGCCGGACACUUUCUCGGAAGCGUCCGUCUUCCUUCCUGUCGAUCAGUGAGGGUGCGCAUCGAUUCUGAUGCCUUAAGCUAUGAUUCAGAGGUCCUGUGCAAUCCACUGCAUAUCCCCAACCUCAUCGUCUCCCUCUCGGAGUGCCUCUCUCCUGCUCUUGAGGAACUUCACGUCGAGUUUCAUCUCGCCCUCAACUAUAUUGACAGAGAAGACAUAAUCGCCAGUCGCAGCUAUGUGCUUGGCUUUAACGCGAUCGCCCCGUUGCUGCCAUUUAAUCGCUUGACAGACUUACAGCUCGAUUGGAUAUGUACUUCGGGCAUUAAUGAUGUCUCGCUCAAGACACUCGCGCAAUCCUGGCCUCAGCUCGAGCGGUUCUACUUUGGAGGUACAGCUUGUUGGACAGUCCUGCCAUCUAUGACCUUCACAGCACUCGUCCACCUCAUCCAACAUUGCCCGCGCUUGCACACCGUUCAAAUGUCCUUUUGCGCAACUCCAGUUGACUACGAUGAUGACCCAUUCUUUUUUGAAACCAUUCCCAAUGAGAAGAUCACUACGCUUUCUGUGGGGAUGUCUCCGAUCAGCGAUCCCUGCGCCGUGGCCUAUAUAUUCCUUAGAUUGCUACCCAAGUUGGAACGUGUUAGAUGGCUCAAUAACGGCACACCCGCGCCACCGCCAUUUGAACAUCUUGAGGAUAGAUGGAAUGCUGUGAAUGAGAUCCUGGCGGCCGCGAACUGAAAUGAUGGACCCUGGACAUAUUAUGGAUAUGUGUUGCGAAGUAUUCCGAAGCAGCGGAUCUGGGCGGGGGGAGGCUAUAGCGCAUCCUUACAAUUUGUAGACAUUAGCUGGCAUCUAUUGU
Suillus subalutaceus is the source of this 1783-nucleotide messenger RNA. RefSeq lists its product as uncharacterized. The transcript is spliced from 2 exons. Gene Ontology annotation, cellular component: SCF ubiquitin ligase complex. The record is from RefSeq and is a predicted model, not a curated record. Gene Ontology annotation, molecular function: protein binding. Lineage: Eukaryota; Fungi; Basidiomycota; Agaricomycetes; Boletales; Suillaceae. The coding region runs from base 148 to 1662 and encodes 504 amino acids. Gene Ontology annotation, biological process: SCF-dependent proteasomal ubiquitin-dependent protein catabolic process.